Messenger RNA from Lates calcarifer (barramundi perch), 7536 nucleotides. Its product is annotated as calcium/calmodulin-dependent protein kinase type IV. Gene Ontology annotation, biological process: protein phosphorylation. The record is from RefSeq and is a predicted model, not a curated record. The transcript is spliced from 11 exons. Lineage: Eukaryota; Metazoa; Chordata; Actinopteri; Centropomidae. The coding region runs from base 1500 to 2933 and encodes 477 amino acids. Gene Ontology annotation, molecular function: calmodulin binding; ATP binding; calcium/calmodulin-dependent protein kinase activity.
ACUGUCAGACAGACAUGUCUCUGUCACACACCUACUGACACUGUUACCACUGUUUGUUCUAUUUAAAUAUGUGUGUGUGUAUUUAAAUAUUUUAUAAAGAAAUCAGAUAUUUUUCUGUUCAUUUCUUUUGGAUAUUUCAUUGAUUUUUUUAAAUAACAUUUUACUUUGUUCAGAUGUGUAUGUGACGUGUUUUUUAUUUCUGACUUUUCCUUUCACUCUCCUGUUUCACAGCAUUAAGCCUCUUUUGUUAGACACGUGAGUAUGUGGUCAAAGUCCUGACAUGGUUACUGCACCUGGUUGCUAUGGGGUUGCUAGGUGACCUGAUCAUAUAUAUUUAUCUGAACAGAAAUGAAAGUUCUCAGAGUCCAUGUUGUUCUCUGCCCUCCUGAUAAUAACCUCUGGUGUUAAUGAAGGAGCGGGAUCCUGUGCUCUUCAUAUUAAAUCCAUACAGACCAUGAUAAACACUACACAUGAAGCUUUACUGAAUAAAAGACGUUUAACAGACGAGAUGACGUGUUUCCGUGUUGUGAGGAGGCGCGCGGCGGUGUCAGGGUUGCGGGUUUGAUUCCCGCAGGAUCACAGUAUCCAGAUGUCACGCUAAUGUACAUUUAUGUAUUUAGGUUAUUUCUGUAUUUAGGUUGCUGACAGAGGCUCCGCUGACGGACGGGCCCGCCGUCCAAUGGGAGCUGCGGCUCGGCUCCAGUGCGGCGCUGUGAUUGGCCUGCGCGGGGACGGAGGGGGCGGGGCUGUGAGAUUACAGCAGCAGCGCUCUCUCCGCAGAUCCAGCGGACAUCUGGAGCAGCCCUGCCCGGGAAUCAAACCUCCGAGCAUCCAGCACCGACAUCCCGCACACAGCCGGCCCCGGAUUUCGCGGUGUGUUUACCGGUGAAAACGCAGCCGGGCUCCGGUGCUGUAGCAGCGGCUCCGCGGGCUGGAUCUCCACCGGGAGGCGGCUGCGCUCCGCGGGGACCGACGGACCGAUUCUACCGGUGAAAACACGGAGAUACGACUGAAACCCGGGAGGAGGGUGAUGGACUGAACUGAUCCGACAUCUGACAGGGGUUAGGCCCGAUGGAAGCUGCGACACAUCUGGAGCUGGCGCGUCUGGAUCCCGGUUCCUGCCUCGGUCUGGAUUAAAGAGCCGAGUCACUCGGGAUUUGACAGAUUUUUUCUGCUGUAGUUUUUCUGUUUUGAUCUGUUUCUGUCGGAUUCACGGUCCUGGUGGAGAGUUUGAGGGAGCAGGCGGAUCCUCCUCCUCCUCCUCCUGCUGGUCUGGAUUAGAGCCCAUCAGGAUCAUGAAUCAUCCCCCCUCUGCUCCUCUAAUCUGGGUUUUACCGAGCUGGAUUUAAGUCUGAGAUCUGAUCUGGAUUACUCUGCUCCUGGUUCUGAUCGGGUCACGUCUGACCCGGUCUGAACCUGGUCCCGGUCCUGCCUGGUGUGAUCUUGCACUCGGUCCUGGUUCUCUCUGGUCGUGGUCUGGGGGAGUCUCUGCUGUCACCAUGCCGACGUCCCGGCCUGGUUCGGAACCCGUGGAGUUCUGGGUGGAGGGGUCGAGGCGGGACGGGACGGUGGAGGAGUUCUACACCCUGAACUCCGAGCUCGGCAGAGGAGCGACGUCCAUCGUGUAUCGCUGUGAAGAGAAACAGACUCAGAAACCCUACGCUGUCAAAGUCCUCAAGAAAACGAUCGACAAGAAAAUCGUUCGUACAGAAAUCGGCGUCCUGCUGCGCCUCUCCCACCCAAACAUCAUUCAGCUGAAGGAGAUUUUUGAGACGGACACUGACAUCGCUCUGGUGUUGGAGCUGGUGACUGGAGGAGAGCUGUUCGACAGGAUCGUGGAGCGAGGUUACUACAGCGAGAGAGACGCCGCUCACGUCAUUAAACAGAUCCUGGAGGCUGUGGCGUACUUACAUGAGAACGGCGUUGUGCAUCGUGACCUCAAACCAGAGAACCUGCUGUACGCCGACCUGUCGCUGGACGCGCCGCUCAAGAUAGCCGACUUUGGUCUGUCCAAAAUCGUCGAUGACCAGGUCACCAUGAAGACUGUCUGUGGUACUCCAGGGUACUGCGCUCCUGAGAUCCUGCGGGGAAAUGCCUACGGCCCUGAGGUGGACAUGUGGUCGGUGGGCGUCAUCCUCUACAUCCUACUCUGUGGGUUCGAGCCCUUCUUCGACCCGAGGGGGGAUCAGUACAUGUACAGCCGAAUCCUCAACUGCGACUAUGAGUUUGUGUCUCCGUGGUGGGACGAGGUCUCUCUCAAUGCCAAGGAUCUGGUCAGUAAGCUGAUUGUCCUCGACCCUCACAAGCGCCUCAGUGUCCGGGAGGCCCUGCAGCAUCCCUGGGUGCUGGGUAAAGCCGCCCGCUUCUCCCACAUGGACACCACCCAGAGGAAACUACAGGAGUUCAACGCUCGGCGUAAGCUCAAGGCUGCCAUGAAGGCCGUCGUUGCCACCAGUCGGAUGCACGAGGGCUCACGGCGUCGCACCGACAGCUGCGAGAUUCCAGGCUCGGGGGCUUCCAGGCAGAGCAGCAUGCAGCAGGAUCCGCCCCCAGAGUCCACAAGCCCUGCCCCAGCAGACAAAGAGGCCCCGCCCCCAGGUCAACAGCCACAGGACGACGAAUCAAAGCCCGACCAAAGUGCACCUAGCCCCUCCCCUCCGCGCAGUCCCAAACCCCCCAGCUCUGACAUCACGCCCACAGGCCCCGCCCUGACCAGACCGCCACUGCGAGCCGACGGGCUGCGACAGGCGUCCGUCGUCCCCAAAACCGUGCUGGUCCAACCCCGGCUGCCGCAGAAAAGCUGCUCCCUGGUAGAGCCUGCCCCUAGAGUUGAGACCACGCCUACGCUGGCCACGCCCCCAAGUCCCAACAGCCUCAGCAACGGCUUCACGCCGGGGGCGGAGCCUGCCAGUAAGACCGCCCCCUGUCAGUGAUCACCUGACGCUCCACUGCCUCAGUUUCACACAACAAUCACAAACAUGAUGAGGCUCAGCCUUCGUUUCACUUCACAAACAUCUAACAUCUGUUAUCGGGACCAAACUACACCAGAACCUAAAGUGUCUGUAACAUCCAGCUAACGUCUAACCGACAUCUUCCAGCUCUGUAGCUCAGCUGCUGCUAACACGCUAAUAGCUACGUACUCACUGAAGUUUGGUUGGAUAUUUUCGCAGCUGGACGUUUUUUUUGUUUCUACUGUCGAGCUGCUGGUGUGCAGUGCGAAGACUGGAGAUUAAACAUUUGUCCCAUAUCAGGACUUGUCAGAUCUCCUGUGCUCUUUUUACUGUGGAAAGAAAGACACCAGAGCAUGCUAACAAACACUGCUAACAAAGAGAGCCAGCUGACAAACGCCGCUAGCUAACAAACGGCACUAACAAACAGAGCUAGCUAACAAAGAGAGCUAGCUAACAAACACCACUAUCACAUGCUGCUAACACCACCAACAGAAAGUGGUGUGACCUUCAGAUCCAGUACAGAGGUAUGCUGCAGGUUGAACAUCCAUUCUUUUCUUUAAUGUUUUUGCUGAUUGAUUAUUUAGGUCAAAUGAGAUUUUAAUGAUCAUAUUCACAACCUCUCCCUCAUAUGAGCUGAGCAGAUUGUAUUGGAGUUAAUGCUGGAUUUUCUGCCAACAGUUCGGUGACACAUUUGGAGCUCUUUCCACCCAGUAGACAUUUUUCUUGUGUCAGAAAUUCAGGCUGACACAAACAGUUUUUCCCAUUUGGCCACUUGUAAUUAUGGUUUAAACAAUAAGACGCCAGCGCAGCCUAAUGUGAAAUAUCACAGUGCAUUUUUAAAGCAAAUCAAUCAUAAAAAAACAUUAAAAAAAUUAAAACUGCUCUCAGUUUACUGCUUUAAUCAAACUAAAAUGGCAUCUCUUGGUGUUUGUCUUUUCUUACCACAGUAACAAACAUUUAACUGCUGAGUGAAAAGCAGCUAAUUGUGUUUGAAACAGAUCUGCACAAACCAAUGAGCAUGUUUACAACCAGAGCAAAGUGUUACACUCAUCUGACAUCUGAUCACAGGUAUUUACAUUUAGAUCUGGUGUUAAUAACUGUUCUCAUUGUCUGCAUCAUUUUGCUGCAUGGUAAUCAGGUCUCAGUGUUCAACAGUUCAACACAUUAAACAGCUAAGACCGCUACAACAAUUGAGGCAAGGGUUGACUACAGCUGGAAACGUAGUCUGCUUUUCAGGAGCUGUGCUAACGAGGCUAACUUAUACUGUUAGAAGGUGAUCAGGGCCGGUGGAGAGGUUGGGUUCUCCUGGGCACAGGCCACAGUGUGUUGAUCUCUGGACUUAUGGAGUCCUGUAGCUCUACUCUCUGAUCCUGUUGAGAACGACUUGAUGAAAAAUCUCAAACAUGGCAAAAACUACAAUCACCUCCUCCAACUCGUCCAGUUGCAGUAAAUUAGUGUGUGAAUUCUUGAGUUAUGGCCAAAAGGUGUUUUGUGCGAUGAUAGAAACCUUUGACUUUUGACCACCAAACUCUAAUCAGUUCAUCUUUUAGUCAAAGCAAACGUUUGUGCCAAAUUUCUUCAAGGUGAUCCACAGAUAUCAGUUUCAAGAAGCCAAAGACGUGUUUGGUAACAGUGACCUUUGACUAAUAAAUACAAUCCGUUUAUCCUCAAGUCCAAGUGAAUGAUGCAAAAAAAAAGGAAACUCCCUAAAGGCGUUCCUGAGAUAUCUUGCUCAUGGGAAUGCUACGUAUGCUCAUAGGUACGAAGAGAUGGACCGACAACCCCAAAUAAACACCAGAGAGGACACCAGGUUACUGUCUUUUGUAUUCUGUAGGAUUAAUUCGCACGUUAAUUAAUUUUUUCUUUAUGUUGUUUUUGUUCACACAGAAUGCAAAUAUUACACAGAGAAAAAAGUUAUUUUUUCCAGAAGGAGGUCGACUUUUCUGAGCUUUCACGCUGCAAAUAAAGGCAUCACAGACUGAGAGGCUCUGGGUCUAAGGAUCCUGGUAGUUGUUCCUCUGUCUCAACCUCAAACUGUCUCACUGAACAUCGUGAAGAUAUGUCCACAACCGGCGCAGCUUCAGCUCUUGUAUAUUUGUGGGCGAGUAUUUCGCAAUUUCAGAUUUAAUUUGUGUUGCGCUGAAUGUGAAAAGACCUUCAGAGUCUCUAUCAUCCAAGUUUGAUCCUUUGUUGUUUGAUCAGCUCCUGCUUUUCCUGUUGUGCUCUGCCUCACUCAGGAUGUUUGCUCUUGUGUUUGGGCUCAUUGUCUCAUAAUGUGUCCAUGGUCUUGAUCCAGCGGUUUCGAGACUUGGCCUUGUCUUGUGGGACAGACCAGUCUCCUGAGCAGUGCAGCUUUAUGGUCUGUAGCCUUUUGACGAGCAGCUUGAGGGAGUAAGGUGACCUGAGAUCUGAUCACAGAUGUGGUUCAGACAAUCCGUGCAUUUAAGGGCAAAACACUCUGUUGCCGUCGAAGUGUUGUAUCAUGACUUUGUUUAAAUCUAAAACCAGUCGUUGAACAGGCGUCUCCAGUCUGUGGUUCACUGCCAGUUUAGCUUCUGAUAUGGGACAAAUGAAGACUCUGGUCUCCUCUGGCUUCUUCGUCUUCUCCUGGCUCAGAAGGUGAAUUCUUCCUCGGAUGCUCAGGACGGAGCUGAUUGAUUGUAUUUUAUUAAACUUUAGUAACACGGCACAUGUGGACACUGAUGUGAAGGACGAGAGGCGAGAGAGCAGCAGCUGCUUCUUCUCUCUCGGCUUCUUCUGUUUCUUCUUUGCAUCCCUUUUAGUUUUUCGAAGCAUGUGUUUUCAGACUUUAACGUCGCUGUAAAACUCUGAGAGGAGAAAAAAGGAGAUUUCUGCUUCUCAAAGAGACAAUCUGCUUUGAGUUUUUUAUCCUUUCUACUCUUUACUGUUGACACCCGCUGACUGUAUGAGUAGAUAGCGUAGCUCCAGUCUUUAGCGUUCAGGUAAGUAACGUGUUGUGUUUGUGAGCUUCUAGUAAAACGUUGUGUUGUUUACACUUUAUCAGCAGUGAGGAUGAUCUCCUGUUUGCACUGUACAUAGUUUGGUUUUAGACAGAUUAUUGCUGACAUCUUUACUGCUCCACAAAACCAGAAACACGUUGUUGUGUUCAAACCCCCCGAAAAUACCAAAUCUGACCUUUGGUGGAAAUCAAACCCUUUCAUCUGAUCUGAAACCACACAUUCUACCUCUUUUUGUACAGGGGCUUCCAAAACGCUAAACACGAUCGCAGACCACAAAGAGAAAAUCAUGAUACAAGCAGGUGGACCUGAUGCCACUCAAAGAUAAAAAAACUAUCCCACGUUAGAAGCCAAAUCACUGGCGGCUAAGACGAUCCAACAGGACUGCAGUGUGAGAAACAGCAGCUGGUUCAGUCUCUAAAGAACGAUGGUCGAGACGUUUCUGGGCCUGUAUUUAUCAAACAUCUCAGAGCAGGUUAUUCCAAUCUGGACAGAAAAUAUAGGAGAGCUGACUCUGUUUGGACUCGUCCAAUCGGAUGCUUCCUGACAGAACUGAUAAUGAAGUACCUAAUAUCUAAAGUGCAAUGUAGAGUGGUGCAUUAUUACAAAUUAUGUAAGGUAUUUCCAUAAAACACAUAAAAUUUUAAUAUAAUAAAGUGGUGCUGUGAGAAAACUACGUCAUUAUAAUCUCACUCUGUGGUUCCAGAGCGACAUCUCUCUUGAGUCGAGAGCAGGAGGUUUGAAGAGUUUUUUAUCCACAGGUGGUUCCACAAAGGUCCUGGUCUCGUCUUUAUCUCUAAAGGAGCUGUCUGCUAGGUUUUCUCAGGUUGCAGUUCUUUUUGUUCUGUCUCAGCCACCAAACAAAAUCCUGGAUCGUGCAGAGAAACACAUUCGUUCCUGACAGGCUUUUCUCUUUAAAGACUCACAAACCUACAGAAAGUCCUGAAAAAUGUUAAAUCCUGAAUCCUGACACCUGCUGGUCCUAGACCAGUGGAUCAGACUGGUUGAACUGGUUUUGAGUCGUCAUCUCUAGAACAAAGUUUAGCAGAUCUUGGUUUGUGGUUUGGUUCCUCUUUAAAUAAUCUUCUACAAACGGUUCUGACGCAGCGUUUACCUGUCCACAGGUGUUUACCUGUCCACAGGUGUGUGUAACUUCUUGCCAAAUGGAAAACACUGGAUAACUAGCUGUCACGGUAAAAAGCAUGUAAACUGUAUAUUUGAUUUAUAUCUAUACUCUUCUGUACAAACAUGAAUAUUUUGCUUCUAUUUAUCGCAGCCUCUGGGGGAGGUGUGUGGGAGGGUCUGAGGUGGGCGGGGCUAACCUGUAAAUGGUGUUUGUUUUGUGUUUGAUGAGUAAACCUGUACCUUUUUUAUUUUGGAGGAUGACAUAUAAACUGACGGUGUAACAGUCGCAGCUGUUACCUGUGUAUCUCUGCAUGUAUUCUUUUGUUUCUGUUGAUCAUAUCAGAUUAAAGAGGGUGAGGAGAGUUUGAAUCCUGCAGGACUCUGUAACAGCAGCUGAUCUGGGUUCAGUCUGAUUGAAACGUUUCAGUGUCUGAGGCAGGAUUUUACAUCACAUGUACAGUAAAGGAUAGCUGAUUAAAUCA